Messenger RNA from Saccostrea echinata, 701 nucleotides. Its product is annotated as L-rhamnose-binding lectin CSL3-like. The record is from RefSeq and is a predicted model, not a curated record. The coding region runs from base 17 to 631 and encodes 204 amino acids. The transcript has 4 exons. Lineage: Eukaryota; Metazoa; Mollusca; Bivalvia; Ostreida; Ostreidae. Gene Ontology annotation, molecular function: carbohydrate binding.
UUUCUUUAAGUCCAGAAUGUCAGCUAAUCAAAUGAUAGCCUUUGAGCCUUUGGCAACGGCGACAGGGUCCUCACCUCUAGUCUUACUAUUUCCACUAGGCGUCGCUACAAUCUGCGGCUCCAUGUUUUUGUCGAGUAUCAGUAUACAGGCUACCAACUCUGCUAAAUUGCUAGAAAUUGAACAAAACUUUUCGGAACUUGAAAGCGAGAGAAGAAAUUGUAAAAGGGAGUUGGAAGACUGCAAGAAAGAGAGAGACAGUCUAAAACAGGAACAAAAUAACAAUUUAAAGCAGUGUCUUGCGGAUCUUGAGGAGGCAAGAAUGCCGGAACAAAGGACUGUUAUAGUGUGUGGGGCCGACGAUGGAGAAAUCCGAUGUGAAAACUCCAAAACUCUAACUAUUGUGUCUGCCAACUAUGGACGAACCGAACCUACAGCUCAAGUCUGUUCGUCCAAUUCGGCUACAAUGGAUGAUACCAACUGCAGAUUAGAUGUUCUCAACAAGCUAUCUCAAGAAUGCGACGGCAAAACACGCUGUGCUGUUCCUACCAGAUUGAAUGACUUUGGAGGUUCCAGCGUUAAUCCUUGUCCUAACACCUAUAAAUAUGUAGAAGUCCAAUACACUUGCUCAUAAUUUAUACAAUGCCCUGAAUAAGUGAAUAGGUAUGACCUUAUCAGCAAGUCCAAUAAAAUGAAGCAUAAUC